CAAGCCGUCCAGCCCGCAGCUCCUCCAGCUCCGUUGCCGGCGAGCUUCUCCCAGCAGCUCCGCCGCGUCCUCCUCGCAGCCCCGCAGCGCCCAGUUUCCGGCAACCGUGUCCCAAGCUCCGCAACCACCAUCUCCGGCGCCGCAGCUCAAAACCGACCUCUGUCCGCCACCACGAGCUCGCAACGGCAAGCUCCAUUUUUGCCGGCGACCCACAUCGCGGCAGCGUCGUCCCCAGCUGCACUCCACCUUCAAGCUCCCAGAUCCGGCGACUGCUCCGCCGCGGUUCUCGCAGCUCCGCCUCCGGCCCCUUCCCAGCUCACCAGCGCCGGUGACUUCCAGCCCCCUCUCGCGUCCCGACGACCAGACCCGACCGGCUUCUUGCUCCGUUUUUCUCCCAUUUUCUAGUCCAAUCUGUUCUUUUCCGAUCUCAGCUCCACCCGCAGAGCGGGAUCAGUCAGUAGUCGCAGCCCAGUUCCGGACUUACGCCCCUCCGGUCUUCACUGGAGAGGAGGGCCCGUUGGCCGUAGGAGACUGGAUCUGCAAGAUGGAUCAUAUUUUCCGGAUGAUGGGCAUAUCCGACCAGCACAUGGUCUCUUGUGCCGAGUUUCAGAUAGAGGGUGCGGCCGGAGACUGGUGGGACGAUUACUGGCAUCUCAGGACAGCUGACGAGCGAGACCAACUGACUUGGGAUCAGUUUAAGGGGAUUUUGGAGGCCAAGUACUACCCUCGCCACUUUCGCGAGAGGAUGGAGCGAGAGUUCUAUGAAUUGCUUCAGGGAGACCGUUCGGUUGAGGAGUACGAGCGGGAGUUCGCUCGUAAGAGCUCCUUUGCACGCCAUCUUGUGGACACCAACGACAAGAAGGCCUCCC
Molecule: messenger RNA, 869 nt
Organism: Striga hermonthica
Lineage: Eukaryota; Viridiplantae; Streptophyta; Magnoliopsida; Lamiales; Orobanchaceae
Source: the annotation of a GenBank genome assembly